Messenger RNA from Oncorhynchus mykiss (rainbow trout), 2696 nucleotides. RefSeq names its product dnaJ homolog subfamily C member 27. NCBI's taxonomy places the organism in Eukaryota, Metazoa, Chordata, Actinopteri, Salmoniformes, Salmonidae. Gene Ontology annotation, molecular function: GTPase activity; GTP binding. The record is from RefSeq and is a predicted model, not a curated record.
CAGACAAAGCUGUGCAAAACAGCGGCGAUAGCAAAGAAGGCUAGAUAGCUAACCCAACAAAUACAUGUCUCACUCGUCCAGAAUAGCUUAUCUAAUAUUUAUUCAGAUCUAUAACGAUGCGCGGCUUAUACAAUUGUAAACGAGGUUGUUUUAAGAUUGAGUAAAUGUCUACUAGCCAGUUAAGGCGGAGCGUACUGUACAAAUCUAACUUUAGUGGAAUUCCAGCUUCACAGCCAACAUCAUCGACGACGACGUAAAAAAAUAAACAAACAAACAACAUUAUUUAACAUAGCUAAAUAUCAGCAGCAUGGACACGAAUGUGCAGAAGAGACGUGAGAACAAGAAAUCACUGCGUGUAAAAGUGAUCAGCCUUGGCAAUGCCGAGGUGGGCAAGAGCUGCAUCAUCAAGCGAUACUGUGAGAAGAGGUUUGUGCCCAAGUAUCUGGCCACCAUAGGGAUUGACUAUGGGGUCACCAAAGUCCAGGUGCGUGACAGGGAGAUCAAAGUGAACAUCUUUGACAUGGCAGGACACCCCUUCUUCUACGAGGUUCGUAAUGAGUUCUAUAAGGACAGCCAGGGAGUGGUGUUGGUGUACGACGUAGGUCUGAGGGAGAGUUUUGAUGCGCUGGACAACUGGCUGAGUGAGAUGAAACAGGAGAUGGGUUCCCAGGCUAACAUGGAGAGCAUAGUUUUUGUCGUCUGUGCCAACAAGGUGGACCUGACUAAGCGUCGUGUGGUAGACGAGGGAGAGGGUAGGCUGUGGGCGGAGUCAAGAGGGUUCCACUACUUUGAGACGUCAGCACAGAGCGGAGAGGGUAUCAGUGAGAUGUUUCAGGCGUUUUUCUCCUCCAUAACGGACAUGUGUGAGAACGGCGGGAAGCGCCCGGUGGCAGAGGUCAGUGUCGGCUUCACCAAGGAGCAGGCCGACACCAUCCGACGCAUACGGAACAGCAAGGACUCCUGGGAUAUGCUGGGGGUCAAACCUGGAGCCACACGGGAAGAGGUUAACAAGGCUUACAGGAAGCUGGCUGUGCUGCUCCAUCCGGAUAAGUGCGUUGCCCCGGGCAGCGAGGAUGCUUUCAAGGCCGUGGUGAACGCUCGCACCUCCCUGCUCAAGAACAUCAAGUAGACGCCAGCUAGGGACUGCUCACCCUGACCCCUAACCCCUCGCCAUGUUUCCUCGUCUAAUACCACCUCACCAUCAGAACAUCAUCAGCUUCUCUACCCCCUCCCAAACCCCAAAACCAACCCUUCCCCCUUCUCUGCUCUCCAUCCCUCCCACCCCAGCCCUCUCCUCUCACACCAGAUGCCAUGACAUUUUGCUACAACAGAGUUUUAUAAAGUCACUACUGAUGAUGUGCCACAGCAACUCAGUCUCUCUGUACGGAAGACUAUCAAUGCUUUACACUGUAGUCUUUCACACACUUGAGAGAGAAGUCACUGGAAGACUGGGUGUGUCAUCUGCUUGGUCAGUUGUGUUUUCUCUGGUCCAGAGCCUUCAAACGGCUUGUUGACCUCUCCUGUUUUAAGGAAGGCUCAGCAUCAGCAAGCCACACGUAACGCCCUGGACAAGAGCUAUAUAUGUGUAAAUAUGAAUGGGUGGUUGUCGUAAGGGGUGGUUGUCAGAAGGUGGGUAAUGUGUCUGGGUUGAUGCUUGUGAUCUAAUGAUCUUACUGGGGGUCUCUGACCCUCUGACUCUCUGGGCAAGCUGAUCCCAUAGACAUAAACGACUAUACACGUAUAUCCAUACUUAACCAGUGUCAUAGAUCCCUACACUAACUUACUGUCCAUACUACACUACAGACCCUACUCUGCCUACUCUGAACAUGCUUACCCCAGCCAGCCCCAUACAGUAGACCUUGUUGGGGUUCAUUCCUUGUUAAUCAUUGGCUCAUUGGUGAAAUUAGCAUUCAGACAAUAUCUUUCAGUAAAUAAUGUAUUCAUUUAUUAAUGCAAUUGCAGACAGGAAGUUGACAACGGGAACAUGGCACCCACGUUUCCGAGUAAGUUCUGCAAAAUAGAAAAGGUCACAAGUUGCUUUUAUCAUGCUUGUAGUCAACCCCCUGUGAUGUAACGUCAUUACCUUCUACUCAUGAGACCAAAACCAUGCCUACACAGCUAUAUAAACAAGAGUUUUAGUGUUAUCUAAAAGCUCAGCAGUAAAUGUCCAAGUUGAUUUAUAGUGGAAAUGUCUGACUAAUCUCUUAUCUCUUACACUCCCCUGCAGAGUUCUGUCUUCACAGUCACACAUUUCUCAGACAGUUUCUUUAUAAGAGGCAGAGAUUAGAAAAGGACUGUGGAACAAUAUUAAACCUCUAUAAUGAAUAUAUAUUGUUAAUCUGUAGUCUAGGACCCUAUAAAUGUAAGGAGGGAGGGGUCUUAUAACCCCUCCCCUUCUAUUAAUACAACAUAAGCAUAAUCAAUUAUUAUAAUACAUCAAUCAUUUGGUACAGCCCCUAUCAUGACCCCUAGGUGAACCCCUGACAACCUCAGUGUACUGAGGGGUAUGAAAACUAGCAGAGAUGGGGAAACGACAACACACUAACCUCUAAGCAAGUGUCAUCCUGGCUCUAUAGGGUCAUACGUACAGUACCAGUCAAAAAGUGGGACACACUUACUCAUUCAAGAUUUUUUUUUUAACGUAAAAAAACCCAACUAUUUUCUACAUCAUAGAAUCAUAUUGAAGACAUCAAAAC